UAUGAUUAUUUUUUUAAAGAUUUUUUAUUUAUAGUUAAAUCUUUAAACAAAUACAUAUAAACAAGAAGUCGUGAUGGGAAGUUCGGCUCUUUUUAGAGAACCGACUCUUUGGGCUCAGUUUCUAAAACGAGACGGCUUUUUUGGCUACCGGACGGUUCAGAUUUUUUUGUUGCUCAAGUUAGUUUCUUAUCGAACUGCUCGUAAAAUGAUUUCCUAAUGUAAAAUCUAAUUAUAUCAUUUUUUUUUAUUGUUUAUGUGGCUUUAAGUUCUGUGCUGAACACGCAACAAAACUGCACUAAUAAAAACACUAAAACCAAUCUCUUUUGGACUCAACAAAUCAUUUCGUUCGCGAACGACCCAUCACUAGCACGAAGUCCUAGCUGUCUGCGUCCAACCCAAGAUUGAGGCAACACUGCCAUCUAGAGGACGUUAGCUGUAAUUACAUCAGCUUCUUUAGCCUAGCUUAAAAGCCAUGAAAGUACGAGGUUCAAGAGAAAAAACAUCGUCGUCUGAAAAGUGAUGAUUUAAGAGUAAACACAAUUUUAGUUUAAAAGUGAUGAAAGUAUGAUAGAUUGAAGAGCAAAUAGACAUUUAAGAACAAAUACUGUAUUAUCUUAAGUGAUGACGUAUGAUGAUGAUUGAUUUAAGAGGAAAACAAAACAACGUAGUUUAAAAGCUAUCAAAGUACACUGAAGCGCAAAUAAACAACAUUGGCAAAAUCGGCGUAUAAUAUUUCAAAGCAAAUAAACUUAUCUCAACACAUUUCCAUGAAGUUUUCAAUUGGCAAAGUUUGCAAAUUGCUCAACCUGCCAAUCAAACGACGCGUGACUGACGUAGAUCCCUGUACACGUGACUUGCCCCGUUCGGAAGAGGGCCGCUCCACGUCCACGCACACAGCAUCGUGCACAUCGCCAUGCACCGCAGCAUGGUCUGUCCGCUGUGCACCUACGACACCACCAAGCUGGUCCGGAUCCACAGCGUCCGGCUGGGCUCGCUCAAGUGGACCCUGAACGCAACCAUCCUGCUCUUCAUCUGCAUGGUGAUGUUGUGGAACAGGAAGUACCAACACUUUGAUUUGGUGGUCAGCUCAGUCACAGCCAAGGUGAAGGGCGUGGCCCACAUGCACCUGCCCGGCCAGGGGGACGUGAUCUGGGAUGUGGCCGACUACAGCGGACCCUCACAGGACAAAAACUCUUUCUUUGUGGUCACCAACGUCAUUGUGACCAAGAAGCAGAAGCAAGGACGCUGCCCUGAGCCUCCUGUCAGUGGCCGUCUGUGUCGACAUGACGACGACUGCGAGAGAGGCUCCUGGGACCAGCACAGCAACGGGAUCCAGACGGGCUCGUGUGUGAUGUUCGACAUGUUGACGAGAACAUGCGAGGUGAACGCGUGGUGCCCCAUUGAGACCAAGACCAGUCCUCCAAGGCCUGCUCUGCUGGCGUCGGCUGAGAACUUCACAGUCCUCAUCAAGAACAACAUCCGCUUUCCUGCUUUCAACGUCAGCAGGAGGAACAUCCUUCCUGAGAUGAACGACUCCUACCUGAGGAUCUGCCAGCGCGCAAACGACUCGCUGUGUCCUAUCUUCAGAUUGGGGGACGUCGUGAGGGAGGCCGGGGAGAACUUCUCCCACAUGGCGAUGGAGGGGGGCGUCAUAGGCAUCCAGAUCAAAUGGGACUGCAACCUGGACUACCUGACGCGACACUGCCUGCCCAAGUACUCCUUCUGGAGGCUGGACGAGAAGGAGAGCAACAAGACCCUCUACCCUGGCUUCAACUUCAGGUUUGCAAAGCACAACGAGGUCAACGGCGUGGAGGAGAGAACGCUCUACAAAGCUUUUGGCAUCAGGUUUGACAUCAUGGUCUUCGGACAGGCAGGAAAGUUCAGCAUCAUUCAGCUGGUUGUCUACAUCGGCUCCACGCUGUCCUACUACGCUCUGACGACGGUGCUGAUGGACUGGCUGAUCGGAACCAGCUGCUACUCUUCAGACGUGCGUCAGGGCUACUCUGAGAAGAAGGUGGAGUCCGUGGUGGACAAACAGAAGAACAUCCUGUGUGUGUCGUACGUGGACGAAGAUGAUAUCCGUCUGGUGAAAAUGUGCCACAAGAGACGCUUACAGGACGCCAAGACCGUUGGUGUGGAGCCAAGGAAGGAGGAUGCAGGACACGUGAGAGCCGCGGUCCUCAGUCUUCUUCAGCCAGAAGCUGAUCAAGGUGGCGACCCUCGGCCUACCAUCGUCCCUAAACCUGACCCCCGCCGGCCAUCUUGGUGUCAAUGUGAGCGCUGCACCGCCUCCGCCCUCCCCCAGGAGGAGCUGUGCUGCAGGCAGAGCAAGGGCGCCUGCCUCUCGUCCUCUCCGCUCUUUGACAGGCUGGUGUUGCAUCGCCCCCUUCUGGAGGCGCUGCUUCUCUACAGGGACCCUUUGCCUCCACUGCCUGCUGGCCGGGGUCAGACCACCGCCGCCGCCUUGCGACAUUGCGCUUACCAACAAUAUGUCACGUGGAGGUUUGGCGUCCCGCCUGCCGACUCCUGCCCCGCCAUCCCGCGCUGCUGCGUGACCAGGAUCAGGGAGGAGUUCCCCAGCCUGGACGGACACUAUAGCAGCUUUGUGCACGCUAACUCCGUGCUAAUGACAACACAAUCGGACUGAUGAACGCAAUGAAGGCCAUUUGACCACUUUUGUUUCAACACAACUUUAUUGUAUUCCGCCAGGACAGAUCUGAAAGUAGUGGCUUGGCUCUUUUGUAUCUGGAACACAUUCAAAUGUUUAUAAAAUUAAUAAAUCAGUGCUAUU
Molecule: messenger RNA, 2791 nt
Organism: Dunckerocampus dactyliophorus (ringed pipefish)
Lineage: Eukaryota; Metazoa; Chordata; Actinopteri; Syngnathiformes; Syngnathidae
Gene: p2rx7
Product: purinergic receptor P2X, ligand-gated ion channel, 7
Exons: 13
Coding region: 914-2647 (577 amino acids)
Biological process (GO): monoatomic cation transmembrane transport; response to ATP
Cellular component (GO): nuclear inner membrane; plasma membrane
Molecular function (GO): extracellularly ATP-gated monoatomic cation channel activity; purinergic nucleotide receptor activity; ATP binding
Source: RefSeq, a predicted model, not a curated record